This is a messenger RNA of Schistocerca serialis cubense, 406 nucleotides long. It is a transcript of the gene edl, whose product is annotated as transcription factor ETV7. The transcript is spliced from 3 exons. Bases 68 to 406 code for a protein of 112 amino acids. Gene Ontology annotation, molecular function: sequence-specific DNA binding. The record is from RefSeq and is a predicted model, not a curated record. Lineage: Eukaryota; Metazoa; Arthropoda; Insecta; Orthoptera; Acrididae.
CGCAGGUCCCUUCAUCUGGGUCGCCUUCCCGAGGACUGCAUGACGGAAAACCUGCCGAAGCUAUAGGAUGGUGAGCCAAUGGAGCCUGCAGCCGCGGCCGUGGGCCGCCACGCCCCCUCACACAGCCACCCUCCGCCACACACAGCCGCCCCCGCACGCCCCAGACGCCUCUCCGCUGCCUGCCGACCCUCGGAGCUGGUCGCGGGAGCACGUGUCGCUGUGGCUGCAGCAGAUGCAGGCGCAGCACGGCCUCCCGCACGUGGCUGCCGACCGCUUCCUGAUGAACGGCAAGGCGCUCUGCCUCAUGACCGUCGACAUGUUCCUCGGCCGCGUGCCGCUGGGCGGCAAGCUGCUCUACAAGGAUUUCCAGCUGCGCCUCGGCCGCGCCAUGCACUCCUGCAGCUGA